Sesamum indicum (sesame) is the source of this 868-nucleotide messenger RNA. The record is from RefSeq and is a predicted model, not a curated record. NCBI's taxonomy places the organism in Eukaryota, Viridiplantae, Streptophyta, Magnoliopsida, Lamiales, Pedaliaceae.
AAUCCCUAAUUCAUAAUGUUUGUCUUAUCAAAUCCCUAAUUCUCCAAAUCCUAUACUUCUCCCUCAGCCCUUUUUCCCGUGCAGCACCUUCACGUAGAGCAAUCGUCUCUCGUGGUCUCUGUAUCGAGGUCUGCUCUAAUCUGGGCUUUCUCCUCUACUUUCUUCGUUUUUGUGCUCACAAGUUCUUGUGAAGCUGCAUAAAAAAUUUAGACGCAAGAUUGGUCAGUCAUGAUACUGAGCAAUAAUUUAAGCCAGAAAACCCAUUAUGAGAUUAUUGGUGUGAAGGAAGAUGCCAGUCUUGAGGAAAUCCGUAAAACUUAUCGAUCUUCCAUUCUCAAUUAUCAUCCAGAUAAGCUGCAGAAGACAUGUGAAACAUCUAAUCCAGAACCUGAAUUGCAGAAUAGAUUUUUAGAGGUGCAAAGGGCAUGGGAAACCCUAGCCGAUCCAAGAUCACGAGCACUUUAUGACUGUGAACUGCGAACAAUGAGACAGGAUGCUGUAACUGCAGAUGAUGUCAGCUUAGAGGAUAUGACUAUUGAAGAUGCUGGCAGCUGCUUUGAACUUUCCUACUGCUGCAGAUGUGGUGAUUAUUUCUCAGUUGAUUCUCCCGAGUUAACUGAAAUGGGUUAUCGGUUUUUGAGGAAUGGGAAUAAAAUUUGUUUACAGACCCCAGGAUCUUUACCCACAUCUGUCAUUCUACCAUGUGGGUCUUGCUCCCUUAAAGUCCGGUUACAUAUUGAUGCCAAUAUUACACUCCAGACUGAGUAGCUGAUUUAAUGUCCUCAUUCAUUCAAUUUGCACUUUAGCAGGUGGUAUGGUGCUUGAAGUGCGUUUUCUUGAUGAAUGAUACCAUUAUUUCCUUAAAUCA